AUACUGCAGAUAAAUGGAAUCAUACAGUCUGGCUUCAGUCACUCAGCAUACUGUUUUCAAGGUCGAUCCAUGGCGUAGCAGUAUCAGUACUCCAUUUCUUUUGAUGGCUGAAUAAUACUUCACUGUGUGGAUACACGAUUUUAUCCAUUUAUUAAGUAGUGAUCAUUUGGGUUUUUGCUACUUUUUGCCUACAAAUAAUGAUGCUUUGAACUUUCGUGUAUGUUGAUCAUCUUUCUGAAGUAGAAUCUCCAUGGCCUGAACAUUUUCAGAAAGUCAUUUUGAGCAAAAUAUCUGUUUAAUAACAAGAUAACCAUAUCAAGAUGGUUGGAAAACUGAAGCAGAACUUACUAUUGGCAUGUCUGGUGAUUAGUUCUGUGACUGUGUUUUACUUGGGCCAACAUGCCAUGGAAUGCCAUCACCGGAUAGAGGAACGUAGCCAACCCCUCAAAUUGGAGAGCACAAAGACCACUAUGCGAACCAGCCUGGACAUUAAAGCCAACAAAACCUUUGCCUAUCACAAAGAUAUGCCUUUAAUAUUUAUUGGAGGUGUGCCUCGGAGUGGAACCACACUUAUGAGGGCCAUGCUAGAUGCACACCCUGACAUUCGCUGUGGAGAGGAAACCAGGGUCAUUCCCCGAAUACUGGCCCUGAAGCAGAUGUGGUCACGGUCAAGUAAAGAGAAAAUACGCUUGGAUGAGGCUGGUGUUACUGAUGAAGUACUGGAUUCUGCCAUGCAAGCCUUUUUACUAGAAAUCAUUGUUAAGCAUGGGGAACCCGCUCCUUAUUUAUGUAAUAAAGAUCCUUUUGCCCUGAAAUCCUUAACUUACCUUGCUAGGUUGUUCCCCAAUGCCAAAUUUCUUCUGAUGGUCCGAGAUGGCCGGGCAUCAGUACAUUCAAUGAUUUCUCGGAAAGUUACCAUAGCUGGGUUUGACUUGAACAGCUACAGGGACUGUUUAACCAAGUGGAAUCGUGCCAUAGAGACUAUGUAUAACCAGUGUAUGGAGGUUGGUUAUAAAAAAUGUAUGUUAGUUCACUAUGAACAGCUUGUCUUACAUCCUGAACGGUGGAUGAGAUCACUCUUAAAGUUCCUCCAUAUUCCAUGGAACCACUCAGUAUUGCAUCAUGAAGAGAUGAUUGGGAAAGCUGGGGGAGUAUCUCUGUCAAAAGUGGAGAGAUCUACAGACCAAGUCAUCAAGCCAGUCAAUGUGGCAGCUCUAUCAAAAUGGGUUGGGAAGAUACCUCCAGAUGUUUUACAAGACAUGGCAGUGAUUGCACCCAUGCUUGCCAAACUUGGAUAUGACCCCUAUGCCAAUCCUCCUAAUUAUGGAAAACCUGAUCCCAAAAUCCUUGAAAACACUAGAAGGGUCUAUAAAGGAGAAUUUCAACUACCUGAAUUUCUGAAAGAAAAACCUCAGACUGAGCAAGUGGAGUAACAGAUGCAAGAACCUCUUUCAUACACAAGGGGACACUGCUGCCUUUUCAGUGGAAGGGAAACUUCUAGGAUUGGCUGUCUCCACUGAGAUCAGUGGAGUGUGUGUACCGUGACCCAUAUCUCCUGUUCCUUUGCCAGGCUCCUCCCACUGAGAGGGUGGGACAUCAACACACAUUUGGGCCUUGCUGCGUGAUCUGCUUCCCAAGCACAGUGCUCUUGAUCCUAAUCACAUGUACAGCCCUGUGGGUAAGGAGUCCAAAGGGGUCGUGUGCUUUCUGUUAAAACUGCCCUGGUCCUCAUCUUUUCUUACGAGAUUCCAAACUUUGUUUUCAAUAGAAGGGUUUAAAAAUGGGAUUCUAUAAACAAAAUUGGGCAGUUUCAUCUUGGAAUACGUUGUCUGUACACAUUCUGAUGUUUUGUAGAACACUUGUACUUGCUUAUAUGUAUUGAUGUGGAUAAUAUUAAAUAUCUUAAUUAUUUAAAUAAUUCAUUGUAUUGUUUCUGAGAAGCUGAGAAAUUACUGUAUACAUUUACAACUUAAUGACUUUUGUAUUUUAUUUUUCAAAAUAAAAGCUUUAAAUGUGAAGCA
Messenger RNA from Talpa occidentalis (Iberian mole), 2021 nucleotides. It is a transcript of the gene TPST1, whose product is annotated as tyrosylprotein sulfotransferase 1. Gene Ontology annotation, cellular component: Golgi apparatus. Gene Ontology annotation, biological process: peptidyl-tyrosine sulfation. The coding region runs from base 321 to 1433 and encodes 370 amino acids. NCBI's taxonomy places the organism in Eukaryota, Metazoa, Chordata, Mammalia, Eulipotyphla, Talpidae. The transcript is spliced from 6 exons. Gene Ontology annotation, molecular function: protein-tyrosine sulfotransferase activity. The record is from RefSeq and is a predicted model, not a curated record.